AUGAGGAAAACUCUCCUAGAAGAUAAGCUUCCACAUAUAUUCGGGUUCACGCUCCUGGGAGAUUACAUCUACUGGACUGACUGGCAGAGACGAAGCAUUGAAAGAGUUCACAAGAUAAAGGCGAGCAGAGACAUCAUCAUUGAUCAGCUGCCAGAUUUGAUGGGCCUUAAAGCAACCAGUGUUACCAAAGCGUUUGGAAAUAAUUCAUGUGCAGAGAACAACGGAGGCUGCAGCCAUCUGUGUUUCUUUACGCCCCAGGAGACCAGGUGUGCCUGUCCCAUUGGCCUUGAGCUGCUGAGUGACAUGAAGACUUGCAUCAUUCCUGAAGCCUUCUUAGUUUUCACAAGCAGAGCAGCAAUUCAUAGGAUUUCCCUUGAAACUAAUAAUAAUGAUGUUGCUAUUCCUCUCACUGGAGUCAAGGAAGCAUCUGCUCUGGAUUUUGAUGUCUCUGAUAACAGAAUCUAUUGGACUGAUGUUAGUUUGAAGACCAUAAGCCGAGCUUUCAUGAAUGGGAGCUCUGUCGAACACGUGAUUGAGUUUGGGCUGGAUUAUCCCGAGGGAAUGGCUGUAGACUGGAUGGGAAAGAACCUCUACUGGGCAGAUACUGGCACCAACCGCAUUGAAGUAGCCCGCCUGGAUGGACAGUAUAGGCAGGUCCUUGUGUGGAAGGACUUGGACAACCCAAGGUCUCUGGCUCUUGAUCCUACCAAAGGAUACAUGUACUGGACCGAAUGGGGAGGUAAACCGAGGAUUGUUCGCGCGUAUAUGGAUGGCACAAACAGCAUUACCUUGGUGGAUAAAGUGGGUCGUGCCAAUGACCUCACUAUUGAUUAUGCAGACCAAAGGUUAUAUUGGACUGACUUAGACACAAGCAUGAUUGAGUCAUCAAAUAUGCUGGGACAAGAACGCGAAAUCAUAGCAGAUGAUCUACCUCACCCAUUCGGAUUAACCCAAUACAGUGACUACAUCUACUGGACAGACUGGAACCUUCACAGCAUAGAAAGAGCAGACAAGACCAGUGGGAAGAACAGGACACUUAUUCAGGACCAUCUGGAUUUUGUGAUGGAUAUACUGGUCUUCCAUUCUUCACGUCAGGAUGGCUUGAAUGAUUGCGUGCAAAAUAAUGGCCAUUGUGGUCACUUGUGCCUUGCCAUCCCAAAUGGAUUCAGGUGUGGCUGUGCGGCUCAUUAUACCUUGGAUCCCAACAGCAGGAACUGCAGCU
Messenger RNA from Antrostomus carolinensis (chuck-will's-widow), 1222 nucleotides. Its product is annotated as low-density lipoprotein receptor-related protein 5-like. NCBI's taxonomy places the organism in Eukaryota, Metazoa, Chordata, Aves, Caprimulgiformes, Caprimulgidae. The record is from RefSeq and is a predicted model, not a curated record. The annotation marks the transcript as partial. The transcript has 5 exons. Gene Ontology annotation, biological process: nervous system development.